This is a messenger RNA of Mercenaria mercenaria, 755 nucleotides long. RefSeq lists its product as uncharacterized. The coding region runs from base 56 to 538 and encodes 160 amino acids. The record is from RefSeq and is a predicted model, not a curated record. Lineage: Eukaryota; Metazoa; Mollusca; Bivalvia; Venerida; Veneridae. The transcript has 2 exons.
GUACAGGUCCUUGGUGAAUAACUGGUCUCCAGUGCAGAAUUUAUUCCGUCAGUACAUGGUACCCCUAACAGAAGUAGAGCGUAGUGACAACGGUCUGUCCGCUGCAGAGACAGCACUGAUAGCCAUUGCUGUAACUCUAUUCUUUGCUGGACUAGUGGCUAUAGCUGUCAUUUGCAAACAGUGGGACAGGCAUGAAAAGAACAACAGACUGUAUGAUACUCUACGACGUCCGAGUACCCUAUAUGACUCACAAGAACUCCGUAUGGAUUUUGCUGAAGAAGAAUUGCCAAGUAGAUUCAGUACAUUUAAAGGACCCGGAAAGGAGAGUGAAGUCUCUUUGGAAGGAAGUUUUGGUCUGGGAUAUGUAAACGCUGCAUUUAAUUGCGAUGGCGACGACAUAAAUACCCCAAGGACUCCAACAUGGAGCUGUAACGAUACUCCUAGAAUUCCUAGAUGGAGUACAAGUGACUCCUUGAAAGAUGCAAUGGCAAGUCUUGAGGAGUUGACCAACAGGUUGAAUAGGGAGGACAAUUUUUAAGAGUGUCAAACAUCUCUCGUAGCCGACGGUCCCAAAAAUUGACAAGAGUGAACUUCAAACACCAAGGUCAAAUCAAGAAAAACCAAUAAUACAGAAGCACGAGCUAUGCCUACAUAUGAAAACCUUGUUGUGGAUCCAUCGUCUAGAAAAGCAGAAGUUUUGACUGGAAGCGGUAGCACAAGUAACAACAGUUGUGGACAUUAUGACAACGGAAUGU